AUGAUGGCUACAGCUUUUUCAUGGCAACCCCAACUGCCCACACGCUUGCACAGGCGCCUGCACCCAAGCCCCUUUAUCGAUGCUGGCACAGGACUUGCUUUUCAAUGCAGCAUCCACAGGCGCCCAAUCUCCUUCGUCCAUUCUGGCAAGGCAAUUGCUUUCCGAAGUGACUUUGAUAGGUUUGCAAAAGAUGCAUGGCGCACUGCCAAUGAUGGCUUUGAGCAGUUGCUAUUUGAGGCCAAGAAGACGGCCGAGCGUAUUGAUCGUAGGUACUCAGUGUCACAACGUGUCAGUGCUGUUGCCCAAUCUGCUUCAGAUCGCGCCCGUGAGAUUGAUAGAGAGUAUGAUAUUAGUCUUCGAUGGCGCACUUUCAGCAUGGAUUUUAGCAGAAAUUGGCCUAGGAAACAAAUUAGAAGGUCUUGGUUCAUUGACACUGGUGGAGAAGGCAAUGACUUUUUAGGUGAUAAGCACAGGUACAGGAAGCAAAUUAAUGACUUUAUGGAUACCCCGUUAGGAAGGAGUUUUGUUACUAUUUUUUUCCUCUGGUUUGCAUUAUCUGGAUGGAUGUUUCGGUUCUUGAUAUUUGCUACAUGGGUUCUUCCGAUUGCUGGACCUCUUCUCAUUGGGACUUUGGCGAAUAAUCUUGUUAUUAAGUAUAGAGGUUCACUAGUCCUUGCAUAUAUCAAAUUUGGACAGGGAGCUUGUCCAGCUUGUAGAAGACAGUUCGUUGGUUACAAGAACCAAGUGAUUCGUUGUGGUGGCUGUGGGAACAUCGUGUGGCAGCCGAAGGGGGACUUUUCAGGCGGUGGACCUAGGGACUUCUUUUCUGGAGGUGGUAGAGGGACCAGGCGUUCAAAGUCCGAUCCUGAGAUCAUUGAUGUUGAUUUUGAGGAAAAAUCAUGA
This is a messenger RNA of Dovyalis caffra, 903 nucleotides long. NCBI's taxonomy places the organism in Eukaryota, Viridiplantae, Streptophyta, Magnoliopsida, Malpighiales, Salicaceae. The record is from the annotation of a GenBank genome assembly.